AUGCUGUUAGACUGGAUCCCAGGAUCUCUCGUGACUUUUCUAUCUGUUGAGGCGAUUGGACUGCUAUUGCAAUCCACACUCCCUGACUCAGUCUUCCAAACAGCGUCAACCGUUACGGGAGGGUAUUUAAGGAAAUUGGAUACUUUUCAUCCUAUACUUUAUGAAAGUUAUAGCACUGAUUAUUCUGUCCACUGGAACUCUGAACGUGAAAAGUUAGACCUAAGAAGUGUUAACAAUAGCAAUUAA
Sphenostylis stenocarpa is the source of this 246-nucleotide messenger RNA. The record is from the annotation of a GenBank genome assembly. NCBI's taxonomy places the organism in Eukaryota, Viridiplantae, Streptophyta, Magnoliopsida, Fabales, Fabaceae.